Saccostrea cuccullata (small rock oyster) is the source of this 1210-nucleotide messenger RNA. Its product is annotated as acetyl-CoA carboxylase-like. Gene Ontology annotation, cellular component: mitochondrion. The annotation marks the transcript as partial. Gene Ontology annotation, molecular function: acetyl-CoA carboxylase activity; ATP binding. The record is from RefSeq and is a predicted model, not a curated record. The transcript has 12 exons. Gene Ontology annotation, biological process: fatty acid biosynthetic process. NCBI's taxonomy places the organism in Eukaryota, Metazoa, Mollusca, Bivalvia, Ostreida, Ostreidae.
AAGAAUCACUUUCCUAGUCUACUGUAGGAGAAGUUCACCAAAAUAUUUCACAUAUCGUGCCAAGUUUGAUUUUGGUGAGGACAGGAUUUACCGACAUUUAGAGCCAGCCCUGGCCUUCCAGCUGGAGAUCAACAGACUGAGGAACUUUGACCUGGAGGCCAUUCAGACCAACAACUACAAGAUGCAUCUAUACCUGGGAAAAGCUAAGGUGGCAGCAGGACAGGAAGUGACGGAUUACAGAUUCUUUGUGAGGGUCAUCAUCAGGCACUCCGACCUCGUCACCAAGGAGGCAUCUUUUGAGUACCUACAAAAUGAAGCAGAGAGAACCCCCCUGGAGGCUUUGGAUUCAUUAGAAGUGGCGUUCUCACAUCCACUGUCCAAGAAGACUGACUGUAACCACAUAUUCCUGAACUUUGCACCAACUCUGACCAUUCCAGAACCAGGCAAGCUGGAGGAGACAGUCAGAGCUAUGGUGAUGAGGUACGGCAGCCGUCUCAUGAAGAUGAGAGUUCUUAACGCUGAGCUCAAAUUCACAAUCAAGUUUGCAUCCAGUGACACAAGCAUUCCUAUUCGUCUGUUUUUGACCAAUGAGAGUGGAUAUUACUUGGACAUGAGCAUGUAUAGGGAGGUCACAGAUCCUAACAUGGGACAAGUGAUGUUUGAGGCCUAUGGAACAAAACAAGGGGCCCUUCACGGUCUACUGAUUAGCACCCCCUACCCCACAAAGGACCACCUACAGCUGAAGAGAUUCCAGGCCCAGUCAAGCGGAACAACUUAUGUCUAUGAUUUUCCAGGAAUGUUCACUCAGGCCUUACAGAAGUUUUGGAAGGAUCACAGGGAGGAGAACAAGAUUCCAGCUGAUGCCUUCAGUUGUAUAGAGCUGGUCCUGGAUAAAGACAACAACCUGUGUAAACAGAACAGACUGCCAGGGGAAAACGAGAUUGGCAUGGUAGCCUGGCAGAUGACCUUGAAGACACCAGAAUGUCCUGAAGGUCGUGACAUCAUUGUUAUAUCUAAUGACAUCACAUACAAGAUUGGCUCAUUUGGACCUGUGGAGGAUCUCCUGUUUAAGAAAGCCUCAGAGAAAGCCCGGAGAGAGGGACUUCCCCGAAUCUUCAUCUCGGCUAACAGUGGAGCCAGGAUAGGGCUGGCUGAGGAGAUCAAACACCUGUUUAAGGUGGCCUGGAAUGACCCUAAAGAUAUAGAAAAG